This is a messenger RNA of Cooperia oncophora, 312 nucleotides long. NCBI's taxonomy places the organism in Eukaryota, Metazoa, Nematoda, Chromadorea, Rhabditida, Trichostrongylidae. The record is from the annotation of a GenBank genome assembly.
AUGGUGCACUACGAAUUCUCGGCAAUAUUAUCACAGGAAACGAUAUCCAGACGGCUGCCAUUAUAUCACAUCCACGUUUUUAUGAUAUUCUGGUUCGUUCCCUUUCGCACAAAUCACGUUGCGAUGUGCGCCGUGAGGCUGCGUGGAUGUGCUCAAACAUUGCUGCAAGCAGGCCCGAUCAUGCGGAUUUGCUGUUCUUGGACUGGAACGUGUUUGCGAUGUUACUCGAAGGUUGCUCUUCAUCAGAGAAAAAGCUUAAAAAAGCAAGCUCUGUUUUCUUUUGGUCUGCCAUGGCAGUGCUUCAUAGCGUAG